UGGUCCAACCGCUCACUCUGGAUCGAGAUGUUGCCAGGGCUAUCGAGCUGCUGGAGAAGCUGCAGGAGUCGGGUGAUGUUCCCGGUCACAAGCUCCAAUCCCUGAAGAAGGUCCUUCAGAGUGAGUUCUGUACAGCCAUCAGAGAGGUGUACCAAUACAUGCAUGAAACCAUUACAGUGAAUGGCUGUCCAGAGUACCAGGCGAGGGCCACAGCUAAGGCCACAGUCGCAGCCUUUGCAGCCAGUGAGGGUCACUCUCACCCACGGGUGGUGGAGCUACCCAAGACAGAGGAAGGACUCGGAUUCAAUGUGAUGGGUGGCAAAGAGCAGAAUUCUCCCAUCUACAUCUCCCGCAUUAUUCCUGGGGGUGUGGCCGAGAGGCACGGCGGCCUGAAACGAGGGGACCAGCUCCUGUCUGUCAACGGCGUGAGUGUGGAAGGCGAGCACCACGAGAAAGCAGUGGAGCUGCUGAAGGCGGCUAAGGAUAGUGUGAAGCUGGUGGUUCGCUACACCCCCAAAGUGCUGGAGGAGAUGGAGGCUCGCUUUGAGAAGCUUCGUACAGCCCGGCGGCGCCAGCAGCAGCAGCUCCUCAUGCAGCAGCAGCAACAGCAGAACCUGGCCUCUCAGCAGAACCACAUGUCGUAGGUUGUUCCAAAAGAAGAAGAAGGAGUGAAGGAGAGCGGAAAGGUGGAUCUCAAAGACCAUCUGUUUGUGUUAAAGGAUCCCAGAGGAAUCUCUCUGUUGUGGAGGAAACCAACUAGUAGAAGACUCUUAAACUUAACUCUCUCCCUGUCAGUGUAACACCGAUUAACUGAGCAAAAACGAAGAGAGGGUCCGUCCUAAAACUGGUGCUUUGAAAAACAAGUAUGAGGGAGGUUAGCACUGAAAGUCAUUCAUUUUAUCUUUAUAUUCCCCUUUUAUACGUUGUUCUCCCCUUGGAUAGUUCAAGAUUGUGACUCUUACUGAAGCUCCCUUUCUUGUUUGUCGUUUUGUUACAGUCUUACAGUCAGUUUUUGAUUGCUUACCGACACCCAUUACGCUGUGGCACCUUUGCCAUUUCGCCAUAGAUAUCAUUUGUACAGUGGUGUUUUUAUUAAUUCUUCAACUGGUGCUUGUGUCUUUGUAUGAAUGACCAUUGUUUU
This is a messenger RNA of Scomber japonicus (chub mackerel), 1141 nucleotides long. RefSeq names its product lin-7 homolog A (C. elegans) (gene lin7a). Gene Ontology annotation, biological process: neurotransmitter secretion; maintenance of epithelial cell apical/basal polarity; protein localization to basolateral plasma membrane. Bases 159 to 644 code for a protein of 161 amino acids. The record is from RefSeq and is a predicted model, not a curated record. The transcript has 6 exons. Gene Ontology annotation, molecular function: L27 domain binding. Gene Ontology annotation, cellular component: synapse; MPP7-DLG1-LIN7 complex; cell-cell junction. NCBI's taxonomy places the organism in Eukaryota, Metazoa, Chordata, Actinopteri, Scombriformes, Scombridae.